AUGGAGCACAUAGAUACACAGAUUCUGUUUAUUCGAAACUUACCGGGGGACAUAUCGAAGGACAAGAUAAUGGAACUAUUUGAAGAGUAUGGAACAAUAAUACAGAUAAGAAUAGGAGUGGAGAAGAACACAAUGGGUACUGCUUUCGUAGUAUAUGAUGGAGUGGAGAGUGCUAGGAGGGCCAUAAGACACAUGAACGGAUAUUAUCUUGGAGACAGAUAUUUGAAUGUAGGAUACUGGCAGCCGUUUGAUAAGUUUCGUUUUAUGAUGUGGCAAAGAUGA
Molecule: messenger RNA, 282 nt
Organism: Encephalitozoon hellem ATCC 50504
Lineage: Eukaryota; Fungi; Microsporidia; Unikaryonidae
Exons: 1
Coding region: 1-282 (93 amino acids)
Molecular function (GO): RNA binding
Source: RefSeq, a predicted model, not a curated record